UCUGUGACACUGGAAAAGGUCCAGGAGGAAACGACAUAAAACCCGACUCUUCAAGCUCUUAGGAUGUGGCAAAAGGUUCCAAGAAGGGAGCAGGAGCUGAGGUGUCAGCUAAGGGAGACAUUUAAGAAUCCAAUGGAUUUCCUAUCAAAGUUGAAGAGGUGGAUCUCAAAAUUCUGCAUUAAAAAUCCAAUUCUGUAUGUUGGGAUGAAGGAUAUCAAAGCAAAUGUCACGCUGCAUCCAGACACAGCCCGUCAAUGGCUCCUCCUGUAUGAGGAUCAGAGCAAUGUCAUUUACAGAGACAAAUAUCUAUUGGUGCCCAAUAAUCCUGAGAGAUUCAACUAUUGGCAUUGUGUGUUGGGACAUCAGGGAUUCACAGCAGGCAGACAUUUCUGGGAGGUCGCAGUGGAAAGUGCAGAAGGGUGGGUUUUAAUGGUCGCCAGCAAGUGUGAGUGGAGAAGGGGCUGCUUCAAGGUAAGGCGUGAGGGAAGGAUCUGGUGUGUGAGGAUGGAGGAGGAUGAGUACGAGGUCUCCAACUGCCGUCGUUACUCUCCUCUGUCCCUGAGUGAGAAGCCCAGGAGGAUCCGGGUGACUCUGGACUAUGAAGGAGGAUGUUUGUCUUUCUCUGAUGCUUACUCAGGAACCGAACUCUACACGUUCUCAGAAGACUCAUUCUAUGGAGAGACCCUCCUCCCUUUCAUUUGGCUGUGGGGAAAAGCCCCCCUCAGCAUCUCCUGGGGAGACUAAAUCUGCCUCACAAGCCCGGUUGAAGUUUCUCUCCACACCAGAAUGACUGAGAUGAAAACAUUUGCCAGUUUUGACCUCUUUGCAGAGACCUUUCGAGAGGAGUCACAAUCAGCAGAAAUAAGAAAAGGAAAGAAACCCGGGAUUCUCUCUUUCUUUCCUUUUUCCAGAAUUUCAGCCUCCACUAACUUUGACCCGCAUGUCAUUGCUCACCUACACCAACUGUUAAAAUACACACAUAUUCCUAGAAAAUAGAACUGCCGCUCUGGUUGCGGAUUUUUGGGGUGCGAACAGCACCCCAGAACGGAUCAUGUCCGCAACCAGAGGUACCGCUGUGUCUCUGAAUUCAGCGAAGCCUUUGACUAAUUGAUCCUCAGGGUCCCUUCCAACUCUGUGUUCCUAUGAUCUAAUUGUUUUUGGGAUUGCUUCAUAAAUCUUUUGUAUUAACAAUUGGAUUCUCUAUAUCAGGGGUAGCCGAUAUGGUGUCCUGGAUGAUGUCGGACUACAACUCCCAUCAGCCCCUACCAGCAUGGUCAGGAGUCAGAGAUGAUGGGAGUUGUAGUCCAGCAACAUGGCAAUGUGUGCCCUAUAUAAGUCACAUGGAGACUUCGCUGUGGUCCCCACCUCAGUUGUGGGAUACACCACUAAUGAGUGUUUUUUUCAGAAUCGGCAGGAUCUCCCCCAACCCCUGGCUUUUAGUAACUGGUUUGAUAUACAGUGGUACCUCUGGUUACGAACUUAAUUUGUUCCGAGGUCUGUUCUUAACCUGAAACUGUUCUUAACCUGAAGCACCACUUUAG
Messenger RNA from Podarcis muralis (Common wall lizard), 1541 nucleotides. NCBI's taxonomy places the organism in Eukaryota, Metazoa, Chordata, Lepidosauria, Squamata, Lacertidae. The record is from RefSeq and is a predicted model, not a curated record.